UCGGAGUAGUGUCUUUUAACAGUAAAUAGUGGUAGUCCUGUAUAUACUACUAGUACUACUAGGCUCGGGUAGUAAUUAUCCUUGUCUUGUACGUAUACGAAACGUCAUAUAACGUAUACAUACCAACUACUCGAUUGAUUUCGUAUAUCGGAGUAGUGUCCUGUGUCAUGCAAUCACCGAGGACGGAUGCUGUUGCAGUAGUGGAGAUGGAGGGAGCCUUGUGGACGCAUCCUUCAACAUGCGAUACGGUUGAGAGCGCGAUGGAUGCGUCCAAGGUCCAGGAGACUUGGCUUCCCCCAGGAGUUCGCCAAUGCGCUUGUGCUUGGCGACACGGCCGUCGUAUGUAGUUCUCGCGUCCAUCGGAUGUGGUGACAGAGGAAUGAGGUCGCAUACGUGGGACGGUGGCUCGUGCUGCUGCUCGUCAGUCCAGGCUGCAAGAUGUUCGUCGGCAAAGAGCGUGAAUGAGGUGGUAGUAGAAGUCGAUGCAGUUAUUGCGCGCUGUCGUCGAGACGCAUGGAGUGCCUCCAUGAGGUCGAGGAGGGAACUGGUAGGUGGAACUUGUGUGGAAUGUACUGGCAACGCUGCUUGGGCUGGGGGAGUAGUGGGGUACAGGACGAGAGUCGAUUCGCCCCAUGCGGUGACGACAGACAACCGCCGCCGAAGCAAGGGCGACGUCGACGUGUGUUUGUACGACGUGGAGGUGGUUGUUGAGCUACUUGUAAGAUCCCAGUGGUCGCCAGCAUCUUCGACAUAGUCGUACGCUGCGUUACGUAGCUCCAUGCCUCUGCAUCCUCCAUGACCUCGUCCAUCUGCCUUGUCCUUGCUUACGUCACGGCGGCGGCGAAGGUGGCGCCGUCGAGACGAACCAUCAUCGUAGGGCCGACACGAUGCCAUUGGAAUUAUG
Aphanomyces astaci is the source of this 904-nucleotide messenger RNA. RefSeq lists its product as hypothetical. The transcript has a single exon. NCBI's taxonomy places the organism in Eukaryota, Oomycota, Saprolegniomycetes, Saprolegniales, Verrucalvaceae. The coding region runs from base 311 to 754 and encodes 147 amino acids. The record is from RefSeq and is a predicted model, not a curated record.